CCAAACCCUGAAAACCAUUCUUUGCUCCCAAGUUUCUCCAAAAAAAAAAAAAAAAAAAAAAAAGAUGAAGGUUAUUGCUGCCUAUUACUAGUUAUAUUUGGAUAAGUAAAACUUUUUAUGUAUUUAAGAAUUAAGACAAAGAAACCCAAAAAAAACCUCGUUUAAAACCCUAACAACACUAUAUAUUCUCAAAACCCAAACCCUAAAACCAUUCUUUGUUCCCAAGUUUCUCCAAAAAAAAAGAAGCAGAAAAUGGAUGUGAUCACUACCUACUUGUUGGAUGUGUGGGGCGGAAACAUCAGCCCUACGGCAGAGGAUUUGAAGGCACUUCUCUCUUCCGUUGGAGCGGAAGCUGAUGAAGCAAAAAUUGAGUUAUUAUUAUCUCAAGUCAAAGGAAAAGACCUUACUGAGCUUAUUGCUGCUGGUAGGGAGAUGAUCGCUUUGGUGCCUUCCGGUGGCAGUGGUGUUGCGGUUGCUAGUGGUGGUGGUGGUGCAGUGGUGGCGGAAGAGAAGGUGGAGGAAAAGAAAGUGGAAGAGAAAGAAGAGUCUGAGGAGGAGUUUGGCUUUGAUCUCUCAGCUUGGCAUGGAAGGCAAAGGCAACGGGCUACUCGUGCUGAGAAAAUGAGGUUACAAGCACUGAAAGCUGAUGAUCAAGAAGCUUACAUGAAGAUGCUGGAGGAAACCAAGAACGAAAGGUUAAUAAUGCUUCUACGGAAAACAAAUGAGCUCCUGGCUAAGAUGGAAGCUGCUAUUCAACGGUAAAAAGAUGCUGAUCAUGAUAGCAUUGAAUCUUUGGAAGGCUCAGAUGCUGAAAUGAUUGCUUCUAAUAAGUAAUAUGAUCUGAUGAGUGGUUUGGUUUCGAUCUCUUUGGUUUAGAUGAAUUCAUAUACAUUGAUGGUGAAGUUUAUUUAUAUUCUGUGUACUUUUUGGAUCAAUAUCAAUACUAGUAAUGAUUUUCUUUCUUUUAAUAGUAGUAAUUUUAAUUUGGUUUAUGUUUACAUUCUAUU
Molecule: messenger RNA, 1007 nt
Organism: Lycium ferocissimum
Lineage: Eukaryota; Viridiplantae; Streptophyta; Magnoliopsida; Solanales; Solanaceae
Product: large ribosomal subunit protein P2B-like
Exons: 2
Coding region: 253-762 (169 amino acids)
Biological process (GO): cytoplasmic translational elongation
Cellular component (GO): cytosolic large ribosomal subunit; ribosome
Molecular function (GO): structural constituent of ribosome
Source: RefSeq, a predicted model, not a curated record